Molecule: messenger RNA, 2891 nt
Organism: Darwinula stevensoni
Lineage: Eukaryota; Metazoa; Arthropoda; Ostracoda; Podocopida; Darwinulidae
Source: the annotation of a GenBank genome assembly
UGUUCUUACCUUGUGGCAGAUGUGUUCUCGGCAUGUGAAGAACUCAUGCAGACAGUGUAGGCUUUGCCAAGGCUGACAUGAUGUGACUUAUAUAACACAUUAUCACAUAUAUGAACUUGAAAUCUCUCAUCAUUCUUGAUGCAAUGAAUGAGACUGCACUGUGUGUGGGCUCCUUGUUGGAGCAUCUUCAUGGCCUGCUGUGGAGUGAAAGUUUUUGGCUGCCUGCUGGAUACACCUGGAAAGAUGUAGAAUCAACUCCUGUUAAGCCAAGACCUCAGUUUUCAGAUGUUUAUCUUGCCAUUCCUCUGGGUCUGCUGAUAUUGGCUGUCCGCAUUUUAUUUCAAAGUCAGGUGUUUCGUCCUCUGGGCAUAUCUCUUGGACUGAAACCUGUGAAAACAUCACAAGCGACAAAAAAUAACAUAUUGGAGAAAGCUGUUCAGACAAGGCUCCUUGACAAGAAUGGAAUUAUGGGUCUUGCAAAGCAGGUUGAGUGGAGUGAAGGCCAAGUGAAGAGAUGGCUGAGAAACUAUCAAAGAAGUAGAAAACCUGGACUCCUUGUCAAGUUCUGUGAGAGCGGUUGGAGGUUCACUUUCUACUCAAGUGCCUUUGUGUAUGGCCUCUUGACUCUGUGGGGAAAACCUUGGCUCUGGGAUACAUCUCAGAUCUGGGCAGGCCAUCCAAAUCAGCCUGUGACGUGGGAUAUACGAUGGUAUUAUAUAUUUGAGCUGGGCUUCUACUGGUCAUUGAUGCUGUCACAAUUCUUUGAUGUGCGUCGCAAGGACUUCUAUCCCAUGUUUUUGCAUCACUGUGCCACAAUUUUGCUUAUGACAUUUUCAUGGCUGUCAUCGUGCUUUCGUGUUGGGACCCUCAUCCUUUUGCUACAUGAUAUUUCAGACAUCUUCAUGGAGGCAGCAAAGAUGUACAAUUACUUGGGAAAGCGUUACGAGAUAGUGUGUAACUCCACAUUUGGGAUCUUCACCAUAACGUGGUUCAUCACACGACUUGGUGUCUUCCCUUACAUUGUCUUCAAGUGCUGUUGGAUCGAUUCAUUUGUCCAGCUGCCAGCUCCAUUCCCAGGCCUAUACUUCCUCAAUACUUGCCUCGUGCUUCUCCAGGUCUUGCAUGUCUACUGGACCUAUCUCAUCCUCCGAGUUCUCUGCACUGUUGCUACUUCCAAUCAGCCAAGGGAUGUGAGGAGUUCAUCAGAACCAUCAAGUGAAGAAGAGACCUCCAAAGCUAGUGUCCCCAAUGGAGUGAAACCAUCACCCUCCUGUCCCAACAACCAUCACCAUCACCUCAAUAAUAAUCACCAUCAUCAUCUUAACAACCACCAUAACCACAAUUCGCCCUUUUCCUAGUCCAUCUUCAUUCCACACUCUUCCACUGGUUGAUUUUGUUUGGUGAAUGUAUAUGAUGAUGAGGAAGAGCUUGUUAUGUGACACAGAUUGGUCCUUUCCAGAUCCAUUUCACUUGAGGAAGAGACUUUUAAAAAAUAGGCAUGCAUCUCUUGGGAAUCAAUUGAAAGAAAUAGAAUUAAUCUUACUGGAGGGACUAUUCUCUGCAAGUGAUUGUGAUAUCAUUAUCUCCUUUUUUUCUUGUUUCUUUUGUAGUUUUUGUUACACCUCCAGACAUAAUGCAUUUUAGGCUAUUCAGCCGUCCUCGUUAGUCUAUGGUUGCAUUUUUCUCUGGGUUUCGUGCACGAGCAAAGUUUGCUCUCUCCCAUUUCUCUUGCUAGCCAUGAGUUCUCUUUGCCUCAGGAACAAUGUGCUUCGAUUCUGGUUGGAUCUUUCAGCUCAGUGCCUGACCGUCUUCCAUGCCUUUUUUUUUUUUACAUGUAUUUCUAUAAUAAAGUUUUUUUUCUCUUCCUUGCAUGCACUUGCCUAAAUUCUGAGUUGCUCAUUGAAUGGAUGGUGCCCAGUUCUGUUUUUUUUUUUUCUCAAUAUCUGAUGUAGUAACGUUGUUGUAGAGUGACGAAAGCAGUGCCAAGUGUAUCCUGUUAUAUCUAGGGCUGAGCCUUUGUGCAGUGUAUUUACGAUCAUGAAUGUGACUGCUACAUGCCUCAUAACUAUUUUUUCUGCUAGUUGCAGCUGUGAAGAAACCAGGAAUUUGAAUCACUUUCAGCCAACUAUAAUCAAAAGCUUUUGCUGUAAAAAAAAACAUAUCAGGAGAGAUCAACAAAUCAUUUACUUCCAGUUGUUCAAAUUUGGCCAUCAUGAAAGCAGUAAGCUCAAUGAGGCAUGAGUGAGAAAUCCGUACUUCCACUCAGUGUAUCAUAAUUGUAUCCUGCUUAGGUGAUUGUCGUCUCCUGUUGCUUAUUGCUGCUGUCUCAGAAACUGAAUUUUGCAAACCAUUUAUAGAUCAAUAUUGACUGAGAUGCUUCCUUCCAACAAAGUUCAUUGAUUGAAUUGAUGUGAUGCUUCAAAACUUGAUGUAUUUUACAGCGUCCUCCAUUCCCCAUCAAAAUCUGAACCUGUCUUUCUGAUGUGGUGUCUUGAUGUUUUUUUUCUACAUGCAUUUAGCAGAGCAUCUGGUGUGACGUGUGCAUUUUGCAUGUCCAAUGUUCCGUACAAUGCUUUUCCGAUUGUGAAUUGCCGAAGAGGAAGGAGAGUUCUGGAGAAAGUCUGAGUUUUUCCAUGCUCGUUGCUUCUCUAAGCACAGAUGUGAUAUGAAAUUUAAAGGCAUUUCCCCCCUCCUGUUUAUUUUAGCAUCGCUUUUGUUUUGGAGGGGACUCGACACAGCAUUGGCUGUUGCCUAUCGGUCUCCACAGGAAUAAAUGGCAUAUUGACUCUGGAAAUCCUAUUGUGUCUUUUUUAAAUCAUGGAAUCUGUUGUACAUGGUUCAUUCAAAAAUAUAAUGGAAAUGAUUCCAUUGUAUGAUUGAGGCCUGAAGGC